AUGUUCACUCGUCCACAAUUUGACUUGGCGUGUCGCGUUCUCGCUGAGAAAUAUGUCCAUACAGUUUCCUCGCCAGCAACGACGCCGUUGAAAGGCUGGUCUUGGAAUGAGCAUGCCUCGAUAAAUGGACUUGGAUACCUGUCUCGACGGACAAUGCACACUCGCCGUCUCACAUCUGUGUAUUCAGACAAUGAUGAAAUUUACAAUGAGGAAUACGAAGAACAGCAAGAUGAAUCGACGGCUGUUGCCAUACCUGAUGUGACGCUGAUAUGCCAGCAGUAUAUCGUUUAUUCCGCAACAUUUCAAGUUCCUGCAUUCUACUUUACCAUGCAUGAUUGCAAUGGUAGUCCACUGGGACUUGCGGAUAUUAUGAAUACAUCACUGUUCCGACCUUCUGUAUUUGAUACCGCCGAGCGUACGACAUUUGCGCUAAGCACUCCUGAUCAAAUGUUUCCCCUCUUGUCACAAGGAGAUCAUCCAACACUGGGUACCCCCAGCUGGUACUUCCAUCCCUGCGAGAGCGCCCGUGCAGUCGAUGAGCUGAUGACGGAGCUAGGCAAAGCUGAAUUGACGACGGAAGGACGGCUUGUUCGCUGGAUAGAAAUGUGGAUCAUGGUCGUCGGUAGUGUUCUUACCGGGUCCACUAAAUGCCUACAUGGCUGGUGUUCCGUUCGUGACCGUCUGCUACCCCGCUUACUUGUACCUCCGAUUUUCUGUGCAAACUUAUCGUACGAUCCAAGGUACGGAGAUGUUGUAUCUGAUACUGAAACAUAUGAUCAAUGCUUAGGACAUCCAUCGCUGCUUCCCGUUCUUUCUUCCAUACCGUCCCUUCCUACUCUCGCUCAAUGGUACGUCCCUUCGUCGUCGAGCUCGACGUCCACGCUCACUUUCCAACAGACCAUCGAAGCUGUCAUCGUCGCUGCCGCUCGCACCCCUACCGGCUCCAUCAACGGCUCUCUCAAGACCUUCACUGCUCCCCAGCUCGGUGCUGAGGCCCUCAAACACGCGCUUGCAUCCAAGAACAUCGACCCUGCCCUCGUUGAGGAGGUCUACUUUGGCAAUGUCGUCCAGGCUGGUGUCGGUCAGUCCCCUGCGCGUCAGGCCGCACUCAACGCCGGUCUCAGCAAGAGCUCUGACGCGACCACCAUCAACAAGGUCUGUGCUAGCGGAAUGAAGUCUGUCAUUCUCGCUGCACAGAGCAUCAUGAUCGGUGACAGGAGUAUCGUGGCUGCAGGCGGAAUGGAAAGCAUGAGCAACGCGCCUUUCCUCCAUCCCCGUCACAACCCUGCUUUCGGUAAAUACACUGCUAUCGACUCAUUGGAACUCGAUGGUCUCUGGGAUGUCUUCAACAACCAGGCCAUGGGAAACUGUGGUGAAUCGGCUGCCGUGAAGCUCGACAUCUCACGCGAGUCCCAGGAUCAGCAUGCCAUCGAAUCCUACCAGCGUGCGACGCGUGCAUGGAAGGAAGGUGCCUUUGACGCCGAAAUUGUGCCGCUCACCGUGAAGGGCAAGAAGGGCGACACGAUUGUGAGGGAAGACGAGGAGUAUAAGCGUGUCAUCUACGAAAAGGUCCCAUCCCUCAAGUCUGCCUUCAAGCAGGGUGGCAGCAUCACCGCCGCCAACUCAUCACCGCUUAACGACGGUGCAUCGGCUCUCAUUCUCAUGUCAGCAGAAAAGGCCAAGGAACUAGGUCUCCAGCCUCUCGCCAAAAUCAUCUCAUAUGCCGAUGCCGGUGUCGACCCCAUCGAUUUCCCUAUCGCACCAACGGUUGCUCUUCCCAAGGCUCUUGAGAAGGCCAACCUGACCGUGAAGGACAUAUCGCUCUUCGAAAUCAACGAAGCCUUCUCUGUUGUCGUUCGUAUCGCAGAAAAGGUCCUCGGCAUCGAUCCCUCCAAGAUCAACGUCAACGGUGGUGCAGUCGCCCUCGGCCAUGCAAUCGGUAGCUCAGGCUCGAGAAUUAUUGUUUCCCUUGUUCACGCUUUGAAGUCCGGAGAAUAUGGUGCCGCGGGUGUCUGUAACGGGGGCGGUGCCGCUUCGGCCAUUGUUAUACAAAAACUGUAA
This is a messenger RNA of Desarmillaria tabescens, 2061 nucleotides long. Its product is annotated as acetyl-CoA acetyltransferase. Gene Ontology annotation, cellular component: mitochondrion. Bases 1 to 2061 code for a protein of 686 amino acids. Gene Ontology annotation, molecular function: ubiquitin-like protein transferase activity; acetyl-CoA C-acetyltransferase activity. NCBI's taxonomy places the organism in Eukaryota, Fungi, Basidiomycota, Agaricomycetes, Agaricales, Physalacriaceae. The transcript is spliced from 10 exons. Gene Ontology annotation, biological process: fatty acid beta-oxidation. The record is from RefSeq and is a predicted model, not a curated record.